This is a messenger RNA of Seriola dumerili (greater amberjack), 2528 nucleotides long. RefSeq names its product ER membrane protein complex subunit 7 (gene emc7b). Bases 115 to 837 code for a protein of 240 amino acids. The transcript is spliced from 5 exons. The record is from RefSeq and is a predicted model, not a curated record. Gene Ontology annotation, cellular component: EMC complex. Lineage: Eukaryota; Metazoa; Chordata; Actinopteri; Carangiformes; Carangidae. Gene Ontology annotation, molecular function: carbohydrate binding.
UUCCGCAGAGACAGCUGAUGCGCCGAGUCCUCCGCUCCUUCGCUAAACUGCUCUUGAAUACAUGUUGACGCACAUAUAGUUAGACUUCAUUUUAAUUCAGUAAAGAUAGUUAAUAUGUUGUGCGGGGAAAGGAUACCGCUGUUGUGGGUUUUCGUGCAGGCUGCGGUCGUCGUGGCGUGGUGUUUCACUGACAUGGAAACGGGGCCUGGCGCAGGUGUACCGACACAGCCGAACGGGGAUCGCUUCAAAAUCGAGGGAAGAGCGAUCGUUCCGGGGGUGAAAACACAAGACUGGGUCUCCACGGCCAGAAUCCUGGUGGAAGGUGAAGAAUACGUGGGUUUUUUGAGAACUGAUGGAAGUUUUGCUGUGAAUGAUGUCCCUUCAGGAUCUUACGUUGUAGAAGUUGUCACGCCAACCUUUAGAUUUGAACCAGUGCGUGUUGAUAUCACAUCCAAGGGCAAAAUGAGGGCACGUCUUGUGAACUACAUUAAGACUUCAGAAGUAAUUCGCCAGCCAUAUCCUCUCCAAAUCAGGGCAAGUGGCGCUCACAGCUACUUCAUGAAGAGGGAAACCUGGGGCUGGACAGACUUCCUUAUGAACCCAAUGGUUAUGAUGAUGGUUCUGCCACUGCUGAUUAUUGUCUUGCUGCCCAAAGUGGUCAACACCAAUGACCCAGAGAUGAGAAAGGAAAUGGAGCAGUCCAUGAACAUGCUGAACCCCAACCCUGAGCUUCCAGACGUCUCUGAGCUCAUGACCAAGCUCUUCUCUGGCUCCAAGGGCUCCAGCAAGGCAGGCAGCAGCAGCAAGGGCACCAGGCCAGCUGCCAAGAGGAGGUAGUACUGCUCUGUACGCGUUUCUUCAGUCUGCCUAAAGAAGCACGAGUUAUGCCAUGGAAGCAAGAUUUUUAAGUGUCAUUUUCCCCUCCGGGUCUAUUGUACAGUUUUCUUUAUUAAUAGAUGUUUUGAGCACAUCUUGAUUUCUAUUAAGCUAUUGGAAACUGAGCAAAACUAAGUUUUUUUUUUUUUUUUCAUACUGCACUGAUAGAAAUUUCUUAAUCUCUGUAAAAGCUGUAAUUCUUCAUUUGCUCUCUACUUUCUACAAGUGGCUCUACUACUCAUCAUCAGUCUUUUCUGUGCUAACCCUCUGGUGUGCAUUUUUUUCCACUGCUGCUAAUUCCACUACCUGAAAGAGAACAUAUAUACAUACUCAGAGAUUUUCUUGUUUUUUCGAUUUCAGUAAUACGACUGUGAAUGAAGAUGAAUUGAAUUUUAAGAAUUCUUAUUUAAAAGCCUAGAUAAUUAAAUUACAAUGGUUAUAUAACAACUUUGUUUUUAUUUCAGACCAUUUUAUUAUGUUGAAAUUGAGCACAUGGCCUUCUCAUUUUUACCAUACGGCCAGGAUUCACAUAGUGUACAUACGUGCCUAAGGUGUAUAAAUUAAAAUGAUAACUACUGGACGGUCAAAGAGUGAUAGAGCUGUGUGGUUGCUUUCAAGAUCUCUAGAGUGUAACUGGCUUUACUUUGAAUAAAGCGACAGUAAAGUCCAUAUUAAAGUCACAAUAAAAUGUGUCUGUGAUAAAUGUCCUCAGUUAACCAGAACUCUGACUGUUAAUCAUAACUCAAGGUUCACUUACUAGCUUUUUUCAGGCUUUCAGCCAUAUCACAUUUUCUUCAUUAGCUGAGGGGUGUUUGCUCAGUUGUCAUGGAGAUGGAUCUGCUGACUUGUGAGCUCAGUAGCUUUUAUGAUUUCCACUUAAGAGUUAACUGUAAACCAUCAGGGACGUCCUGAAAGUGCUAAACAGAUAAAAUCAUAACAGCUGCCAAGCUGGCACCUCAAGAGAUGAUCUCCAUGACAACUCAACAAAUCGUGCCUGCAGAUAAAGAUGUGUAAUGUGGUUGAAAGUAUAGCUCGACCGAUACAGGAUUUUUUAUGUAGAUAUCGAUAUUUGGGAGUGUAAAAAAAAAUCUACUAACAAUAUAUUGACUGGUAGUUUUUUUUGUAAAUAAACACAUAAACAAUCUUGUUUCGGAUCACUUUAGAUUUUUUUUUGUUUGUUUUUUUUGUGACUAAGGUACAUACCAUGUGUUACAUUUUAACCAGGCUCUCUGGUGGACGAACUGUGUAAAUGAGACACAGUUUCUAAAUCAAAAUUGUUGUUGCUCAACCAAUACACUCAUGUAUUUGCAAUAAGCUAAUAUCAGCCAAUACAUCAACCUGGCUGAUUUAUCAGUCUUAUAGAAAGUUCUGGGGAAAGCUACUAGUCGAUGGGCUUUGAGUUGUGAUUGUUUUGUCAAACUACUACUUCCAAGAUCAAGAAUCAGGGCUGGGAUGCCCAGAGGGUCUCUAGAUAAAUCUGAGGAGUUACAAGAUGAUUAUAGGGAAAGGAAAAUCAAAAAAAUGUCUGUUUUUUUGUUUUGUGGUUGUUUUUUUUUGUUUUUUUUUUACUUUUGCUUUUGAAAGAAUGCUUAUGAUACUUUGACCUCUUCAGGCCUCUAGAAAUCCUUUAAAUAAAACAAUCUGAGAAAUCA